GAAUGCAACAAUUUCUAACCUUUGACCCACACAGCAGGCAGCAUGGCUUCCAAGCGGAAAGUUGGUGAGGCAAAACUGGAAAAAGAGGAGUUGGACCUGUUUGUGGAUGCUCCUCCUGAUGAUGAUGAUGAUGAUGAUGGGGACACCUCUGACAGUGAGGAGUCGGUGUACUCUGGGUUAGAGGAGGAGCCAAGCAGCUCGGAGGAGGAGGAGGAGAACUCAUCUGAUAAUGAAGACCAUGGUACAGAUGACACCACAGACACCCCAGGACCUACCACUGACAAUACUGCAGGGUCUGCAGGUACUUCCUCCACGGAGCGCCUGGACAACAGGCCGCAGCCUGAUGAGUACGAGUUCGACUCCUCGGAUGAAGAGGACAUCCGUAACACAGUAGGUAACAUCCCCAUGGAGUGGUACAAUGACUACCCCCACAUCGGGUACAACCUGGACGGGAAGAAGAUCAUGAAACCUGCCAAGGGUGACGAACUGGACGAGUUCUUAAACAAGAUGGACAAUCCCGAUUACUGGAGAACAGUGAAAGAUAAAACAACAGGAGAGGAUGUUAAGCUAACAGAUGAGGAACUGGAUAUCAUCCAGCAGAUCCAAAGGGGCAAAUACCCAGACAAGGCCUACAAUCCGUAUGAGCCAUAUAUAGACUUCUUCACACAUGAGAAGAUGAUCCAUCCAGUAAACAACCACCCAAGAUCCAAACGCAGCUUUAUCCCAUCACUCGUGGAGAAGGAGAAGGUGUCCAAGCUGGUCCAUGCCAUUAAGAUGGGGUGGAUCAAACCCAGGAAGGCUCGUGAUGAUGAACCCAAGUACUAUGAUAUCUGGGAGAACGACAAUCAGUACACUCCAGACAAGCGGUACCAGACUCACAUCCCUGCUCCCAAGCUGAAGCUGCCUGGCCACGAGGAGUCCUACAACCCACCCCCAGAGUACCUGCCAUCUGAAGAGGAAAUCCUAGCCUGGACCCAGGCCGACCCUGAGGACAGGAGACAAGCUUUCCUGUCUAAGAAGUAUGAUGCCCUGAGGAAGGUUCCAGCCUACGCUGGGUUUGUGAAGGAGAGGUUUGAGAGAUGUCUGGAUCUGUACCUGUGCCCCAGGCAGAGGAAAAUGAGGGCCAAUGUGACAGCGGAAGACCUGAUCCCCAAGCUUCCCAAACCUCGAGACCUUCAGCCCUUCCCCACGACCUUGUCAGUGGUGUAUGAAGGUCACACGGAUGUUGUGAGAUGCAUCAGUGUGGAGCCAACAGGGCAGUGGCUGGUCUCAGGUUCAGAUGAUGAGACGCUGAGGUUCUGGGAGGUGGCCACCGGGCGGUGCAGGAAGGUACUGCAGCUGGGCGGGAGGGUGCGCAGCGUGGCCUGGUGUCCCAACUCUGCAGUCUGUCUGGUGGCUGCAGUUGUUGAUAGCACGGUGAUAAUUAUCAACCCCAGCCUGGGUGAUAAGCUGGUUUAUCACUCCACUGAUAACCUGUUGAACACGUACGAGGCACCAGAGAGUCAGGAGACCAAACUUCCCGUGGAAUGGGCGGCAGCAGAGGGCAAGGAACACGACAUGGGGAUCAGGCUGAGAAUAUCGCAUCCGAAAACCAUAAGACAGGUGACCUGGCAUGGGAAGGGUGACUACUUUGCCAUAGUGAUGCCAGAUGGAGGAAGGAUGUCUGUACUCAUCCAUCAGCUCACCAAGAGAAGAUCACAGAACCCCUUCAGGAAGUCUAAAGGCCUGGUGCAGUGUGUGCUCUUCCACCCCAUCAGGCCGUUCCUGUUUGUAGCUACCCAGAGAUAUGUGCGUGUGUAUAACCUACUGAAGCAGGAGCUGACCAAGAAACUCAUGGCCAACUGCAAAUGGGUGUCCAGCAUGGCUGUCCAUCCUGGAGGUGAUAACCUGAUUAUCGGCAGCUACGACAGCAGGCUCAGCUGGUUUGACAUGGACCUAUCCACUAAACCCUAUCAAACCCUCAGGCACCAAAAGAGGGCGCUGCGCCAGGUUUGUUACCACAAGAAGUACCCGCUGUUUGCCUCUGCCUCAGAUGAUGGUACAGUUGUCAUCUGUCAUGGCAUGGUGUACAGCGACUUGUUACAGAACCCCCUGCUUGUCCCUGUGAAGAUCCUGCGGGGUCACAAGGUGACCCAGAACCUGGGUGCUAUGGACUGUGAGUUCCACCCCACACAGCCCUGGAUCUUCUCAUGUGGAGCAGACACCACUGUCAGACUGUAUACAUGAUCAGCCAAUGUCCACAUAUCUUAGGAGUAUUUUUAUCUUCUAACUUUUAGAAAAGGAUGUAUGUUUAACCCGUUCCCCUUAUGCAGGGCCUUGCCCAUGGCACGUACAAUAUACCUUGGGGAGGCUUUGCUAGAUAGGGCUGAAGUUUCCACUUCUAACCACCUGUUGGUCAGAAAAUCAGCUUCACCCAAACAAAAUAUGAAGGUUAUUCUCUUGGCUGACAGCUGAUGAAAGGCCAUUACUACAAAUGUGGAAACCUUUGCACAGUUUAGCAGAGCCUCCCCAAUGUAUUUUGUGUAUAUCACAGGCAAGGAUCUUGAUGAUGUGACAUGACACAAAGAAGUAAACAAAAGCCUUCAAUACACACCUUAUAGUUUGUUUGGAUGUAUGUAAGACUUACAUAUAUUAAAUUUUAUACUGGCAUCAUCAAAACUGGCAAUAACUGUCUUUGAUAUGAAAAAGACAUAAAAUGGUCCUAGUGUGCAAGCAUGAUCAAACAUGAGAUCAUUGUGAUUCAAGUUUUCAAAGAAUCAGUGUCCUCAAUUGCCUUGAUUCUUCCUUACCCUACCACCUUUUGCACAAUAUCUCCAUGAGCUAACUCUCCACAUUUAUGACACAAUAUUAUCAUAAUAUUAAAUUGAAUUUGAUGUACAUACAGAUUGCGAUAUUUGGUAGCUAGCAGGCACGCGGUGUGGGGUAGUACCAAUGGUACUAUGUCAGCUACAGCUACAAUCUACUAGAACAAGGUCCAAACCAAAGCCAAACAUUAAAAUUCAAACUAAAACUAUACAAAAUGUAAACUGAAGUAUUAUUGGUUUGUCAUUGCAAUUUCAUUGUUCCACAUUACAUUAUAAGCAAGAUGAUUUUAGACCUAAUUGGUCCAUUUAUAGUGGAUUAGAUAUUAAAAGACAACAUU
Messenger RNA from Branchiostoma floridae (Florida lancelet), 3142 nucleotides. RefSeq names its product ribosome biogenesis protein bop1-like. The record is from RefSeq and is a predicted model, not a curated record. Gene Ontology annotation, biological process: ribosome biogenesis; maturation of LSU-rRNA from tricistronic rRNA transcript (SSU-rRNA, 5.8S rRNA, LSU-rRNA). Gene Ontology annotation, cellular component: preribosome, large subunit precursor; PeBoW complex. The coding region runs from base 43 to 2226 and encodes 727 amino acids. The transcript is spliced from 18 exons. Gene Ontology annotation, molecular function: ribonucleoprotein complex binding; protein binding. Lineage: Eukaryota; Metazoa; Chordata; Leptocardii; Amphioxiformes; Branchiostomatidae.